CAGCAGGCAGGCGUUAGAGCCAGUCAGAGUGGGAGUGAAAGAGCACCAGACAGCAGGGUGUAGAGAGAGAGAGAGAGAGAGAGAGAGAGAGAGAGAAGGUGAGUGUAUGUGAGGCCAGAGAGAGAGGACAGAGAGGCAGUUAGAGAGCUCUCUCCACGAUAGAGUGGAAGCGAUAGAGCGCUAGAUAAUGGAGGUGCAGUCGGAGUAUGUGGAGCCUCCUGUGGUCCCUCAGUGUGACCCCCAGCCCACCGGGAAGAUCAACAAAGCUGCCUUCAAACUCUUCGGAAAGCGCCGCACCGGCUCUGGAAUGGCCAGCUUCUUCUCCUUCAGGAACAAAGGGGCUACAAACAGUGGGAACAACGGGAAUUCUGACAAUGGGAAUUCUUUGAACGGGAACAGCUCAGCAGCAUCAGUGGAACUCGUUAGGAGCAAAACCCACGAUGGACUAACAAGCUCUAACAACGAUGCUGAUGGACAGAGAGGGGAGGGGCUUGCUAGCCUGGAGGCGGGACCAGUGAGGUCUCUUAGUAAAUCACUGAGUUUCUUCUCUCUACUUCGACGUGGGAGUUUCAGGUCGAGUGAAAAUGGAGGGGCGGGGCUUGUCAGAAGAGGGAGGGGCCUAAAGGGCUUUUUUAGCAGCAUGCGAUGGAGACGCAAGGAAAAAACAAACGAGGCAGAGGCGGAAGAGGUGGAGGGGCGAGAGAAGGAUGGGGAUGUCGCCGAUUCUGAACAGGUAAAGGAUAUUACGCUCACCCUUGAACCGCCUCCGCAUCAUCACCAAGAGGAUUGUGGGAAUGGAGAGACAGAACCUAACUUAGAGACUCCCACUACUAGUGUUACUAUGACACCCCCACACUGUGUUGCCAUGCCAGGGCCAUCUGGUGAGCCAGACUCCCCCUUUCCUUACACACCCACUGACUCACCAUUGCGCGCUCCCAUCCAAAAAGCCAAAGCCUCAAUUUCCAGUCUCACCCCCUCCCUCGCUACACCCCCUUUGGACCGCUGCAGCACGGGUGACCCACCCUCAGAGCCUUCGGUGGACCGCCUUUGCUCUCUCCUCUUCACUGACGUCACGUCCCUCAAGAGCUUUGAUUCACUGACAGGCUGCGGUGACAUUAUUGCUGAUGCAGACGAGGAGGGGCCAGCGGGGAAUGGGGGCAGUGGAACCAGCAGUAGCAGCAGUGGGGGAGGAGGGGGGAGUGUGGGAGUGGGUGCUGGGAGAGUUGUUGGUAUCACCAGUGCCACGUCUCGUGGCUCCCCAUGCAAAACCCCUCUACCUUCCCAGCUCACACAGCCCAUGUUCUCUGUUACCCCAAGCUCAGUGCCUUCCUCCCUCCCGGCCCGGGCCCGGGCGCCGCCUCCACCGCAGCAACACCCAGCCGGUAGUGGCGUAGUCGCUUACAUGGGCGGAGGGGAAGAAAUGGCGAGUCCAGAAGGAGUGGACGAUGCGGACAUGCAGGGGCUCUGGCAUAUGUUGCCCUCCACAGGAGACAACUCCCCUGCUUUACCCCGGUCACACCAACCUCCCUCUUCAACCCCAACUUCCACAUAUCCCCCUCGCGCCACCUCCAGCCUUGCCAGCAGCCACCUGCCCUCAGCCACCAAGAGUGCAGACCGAAAAAUACCCCAGGUGAAGGCAUUGGGGCUCAGUAAGAUUCCAGUAGUUGGUGCAGCAGGAAGCCGGGCGGCUAAACCCCCCCUUCCUCACACACAUGGCCGCCAUCCCACAUCCCCUGGUGACAAAGAGCCACUCAGUGAUGAGGGCUACUGGGACACUCCCUCAGCAACGCCCACAGCAACACCUGAUGAGAGCGGUCUGCAGCGCAACCAGAAGAUGGCUCUGUCACGUGACAGUUGCUCUGGAGACCACCUGUACGACCUCUACAAUGAUCCCGACGAGGAUGGAGAGCAGGAGGAAGAUCUAAACAGUACGCCCUCCCCAUCCACUGAAUACAAACUGAGCCCCACUUCCCCUUCCUCCUCCUCCUCUUCCUCCUUCCGAUCAAUGAAAGGCAGCACCAGCCUGCCUCGGGAAUCCAAGAUCCCUGUUAGCAGCAGACAAACUCCCCCUCCCCACUCUGCAAGCCAGUCAGCCCUCUCCUCUGUUCUAGAGGCCGAAUCCCCCCCUCCAAAGACCCAAGCGCCUCCCCCAGCUCGCACCAGAAUCCCAGUAUCCAAGGUGCCCGUCCGUCGUUCUGGAAACAAACCUGGCAGCACAACUAGAGGAACUGCCCACAAGAAGUAAUUCCUGUCGAAUGGGCAGUUCUCUCCUAUUAACUUAUGGACAUCACUUCAGUGCUGUUUAUGCAGAGCCAAAAGUUUUCCCAGACCAAGAAAAAUGUUGAGCUGUAGAGUUAACGGCCUAUAAAUUCCUCUCAAAUCUUAAAAGCUCUCAUUCCCUAAGUGUUUUGGGUUAGGACAGGGUAGAGUAGAAUAAGUGGUUUUGUUCACUUGAGAAAGUCACAAGGAGACUCCAAAAAGCUGGGUUAACACUUCACAGCUCUCACUGGGACUUUGGAGGUUGACUUUUGACAAUCCAUGGACUCGCAAUAGACACAUUUGCCUUGUAACUUUCCUGGAAAAGCUCCUGACCUGCUGAGAGUCUGACAGCUCAUGAUUGCACACUGCAAAAAAAAGAAAAACUAAAAAAGCAGAAAAAAAAGCAGAGCACCUUUUUAUCUUUUACAUUUUUCUUAUUGAAUUCCACAUGGCAUAACAUGAUUUGCUCAUAAGGACCUAAUCUAAUCAAAAGUUUUUUUUCCUCAGUUUGUCAUCUUGUCUAAUCUGUAACAAAUUACCUCCUAAUCCUUUGAUCUAGAGCCAAAGUUUGAAAAGAAACCCAGUCUUCAUUUGACAGACUCUAAUAGUCUUGAACAGACUCAACAAUGUCCCCCAGUAUGGAAUAACCCACCAUUUUUUGGCUGUUGUAUGUGUUUUUUGCUUUUUGAAGAUGGUCUUCUUCUGACCCCACACUGAUUAUUAAACUGUACGUGCAAAUAUACAAAUGAACAUAGAGCUGGUUUUAUUACUUACCUACUUUGCAUCUCCAAAUGUGGCACACAAUAUCCUAUGUGUUUUGGAGGGGAGACCACCUCUGUUUUGACUGUUUUUUUUUUUUAUUGGACUUUUGACUUUGAAGUUUGGCCUGUUCAGCCUGUUGCUUUUGGAUCACUGCAUCAACCGAAGUUCAUCCAUAGGACUUAAAUCUCUGGGAUUUACAACUGUUGAAUUACCAAUGGAAACCUACAAAGCUAUCGCAAUACUCAACCUGGAGGGAUCCCUUACACUGAUGCAUUGAUACACACAAACACACACACAACACACACGUCCAAAAUCAUACACGGACACAAACACUUUCUCACCCUCUUUGCAUGCAGUGCCACACAUACAAGGCGCAAAGGUCAGGGAACAUUGUCUAAUACUGAAUGAUCUUAGUUACACACACUGUUCAACCUCUGGCACUGUCUUUGUAGCUACACUGGAUGACUUUCUUCGUCAAGGACACAUGCACAAACAACAAAUUUUUUCUAGUUAGUACUUCACUGAAUUUCAUACUGUUUUUAUAGGCUCCUCCUUUCCGAAGUCAUAUACUGUACGGAUCUUUAACUGUGAUCGCACCAGCUUCUUAAUACUCUGCUUUCUGUUCUUUCUGUUUUUCUCUACCAACAUACUGUAUAGGCUGAUGUGAGAGGAUGAUAGGUAGGCAUCCUCGCUGUCAGCCAGUUUUACAGAGCCAGAAUAUGCCUGCAAGUGGUUUUCUAAACAGGCUGUGAGGAAAUUCAGGGCUUCAGAUAAAGAGUCACGUAAUUUACUGGAUCACAGCUUAAGAUGUAAAGCAAAAUGUGGGGAUUAAUGGUAAACCAUGUCACAGUCCUUCACCCUCCUUCUCCUGGCUGUUGUACUGAUAAACACUGUACAACUUCAUUCGAGGAACCACCGCAGCUGUGUGUGAAUCUGAAUGUAGCUUCACAUCAUUGUAGAUCAUUGGUCAGCAUAUAUUUUCCUGUAUUGGUCUGUUUUCCUCUUUGUCCCUCUUUUGUGGGGGCACGACAAAUGGUGGAGUUGACUGUUUUCUAAGAUCUGAAAAAUGAAGACAAACUACUGCACAGUGUUGCAGCCUUGCAAAGCACCACUUGUUUUAAGAAUGAGGGGGUGUAUUGCAGUCUUAAAAGGCCUUUGUCAGUGAUUCAGUGAGACAAGUUACAGGGAGCAGAGUGUUCCCUACCCUUCGGUUAAAGAGGGGGGUUUUCAUAGGAAAAGCCAUUUGAGAUGAUGCACGUUUUCUCCAAUCCUAACCACAGGGGUACCAAUGACACUUGAGGGUCAUUCUAGUUCAUGAUAGCUUUCCAUCUCAUUUAGAAUGUAAUGAUUGAUCCACAACACUGCUCCAGGUUCAGAUAUCUUUUCAGCCUCCACAUGGUGUAGUGUAGGGCAGGCCAUGGGGUAACCUGAUCCCAGGUCUGCAGUAAGUGUGUUUCUCACCCGAUAAAAGAAGGACAGGCUAAAGGUCAUAUGGGGAGCAGGGAAUGAUCAUGUCCUUUAUGUUUUCUCUGCUACACUGUGCUCUUUGUUUAUUGUUCAAUCAACUUCAUUCUUCCGUCCUUGGAAUGCUGAUUGACAGAAGGGUGAUUCGAUGGAAAGGAAUGGUGACAUACGGUAACUUGUUUGGUGAUUGAAAUGGGUAACAAUCCAAACCUUUGAAGUAUUCCUGGUAAAAAUUGAAAAAACAGUAGUGCUGAUGCUCGUGGAUUGUUGACCAAAACAGUUGCCCGAUGAGUCCAAAAAUCACAAUUUGACUUUGCUUUAUGAAUGGGAAACCACACUGUUUGAAUCAAAUUACAUUCAUGUUAAACUGAAGAGAGAGUAAGGAACUAUGAACUGGAAAAAUAGCAUUAUGCAUCAUAUGUUUUGUGUAUAUGGCGCCCUCCAUGGUUGAUGUCCGACGUGCCAUAGUUUUGUGAGUAACUUGUUUCUCCACCUCUUCCAAGAAUUACAUAAUGAAAAUGAAAGCCGGACAUUUGAGUACCUUGAUCUAUCGCACUGGCAUGUACACAGUAAUGGCAUCAACCACAGAGGCCACCAUAUUGCCACCUGUCUCAGUUCCUUUCUUUUCAGACUGAUACUUCUCUCUUUUCUUUCUGAUUAUAAAUCUGGGCCUUUAUGUGAUCAUUCGCUGCAGUGAAAAGCACAUUAUGUUUUCCUUCUUUUUUGUUACCGUCUGUCUUUUCACGGUGUGAAGUCUUUCCACUUUUCAUAUUUAAUGAAUAAAACUGUGUUUGCGCUGAUA
Messenger RNA from Dicentrarchus labrax (European seabass), 5287 nucleotides. RefSeq names its product APC membrane recruitment protein 2 (gene amer2). Bases 188 to 2245 code for a protein of 685 amino acids. Lineage: Eukaryota; Metazoa; Chordata; Actinopteri; Moronidae. The record is from RefSeq and is a predicted model, not a curated record. Gene Ontology annotation, molecular function: beta-catenin binding; phosphatidylinositol-4,5-bisphosphate binding. The transcript has a single exon. Gene Ontology annotation, biological process: regulation of canonical Wnt signaling pathway. Gene Ontology annotation, cellular component: plasma membrane.